Molecule: messenger RNA, 2405 nt
Organism: Bemisia tabaci
Lineage: Eukaryota; Metazoa; Arthropoda; Insecta; Hemiptera; Aleyrodidae
Source: RefSeq, a predicted model, not a curated record
ACAACCACGUGGUUGUUUCAGAUGAUUGUUUGUGAUAAGCUCGAACCAUGCUUAUGUUUUACUUCUCUUGUUCCUAACCUAAAAUACGUGCAUCAAAAGUAUGAUUGCAGCUUUGGUAUGCUCCAUUGCAUUGAUCUUUGCAUCUAUUGAGGGCUCGCCGACGACUUCACCGCAGAGCAAAAGUUAUGACGAAUUGCUAGAUGCACUCAUAGCCUUAGAGAGUGACAGAGAGUCUGUAUUAAAGAAGGUGGUGGCGGAGGCAGCGAACCAAAAGUCUAAUGAAACUGGCAAAGUCCUAAAGUUUAUCGGAGAAGCGGAUAAAGUCCUAGUGAAACUACGACAUUAUUUUGAGGCUGGUAAGAUCAUGCUCGAUCUCCACAAAGGAAAAUCAAAGAUCCAACCAGCAGAUUUAAUCAUAAAAACCCAGCCCCUGCGGGAAGAAGAUUACUUGCAGAAUCAAAUGCUUAGACUGUCUGCAACCCUCAGAACUUUAGAUGCUCAAGUGUUAGAUAUACCCACGGAGACGCUAACCAAGCUGCUACCAGCAAUCGCUGCUAUUAGGCAGAGUGAGCAAGCGUUGGCUCCGAUCGCAACAAAAUUUAAAAGUGACGCCACUAAAUUGCAAAAGACUGCCAUGCAAUAAGCGCGAUUCACAGAUUCAGAGGAAACUACUUUGGUAAAUUUGGGCGCAUUUGAUUGUUUUUGAUAAGCUCGAAUCCUGUUCCUUUUAAUUUGUUUCUUACCCAUUCAAUCCUGUACUGAAAGUAUGACUGCAGCUCAUCUGGUAUGCUCUGCCGCAUUGAUCCUUGCAUAUACUGAGGCCUCGCCAACUCCUACUGCAUUACAUGUCAAAAAUUAUGACGAAUUGUUAGAGUCACUCAAAGUCUUAGAGACCGACAGGAAGGCUUUGAUAAGAGGAGUGAUUGAGAAAGUAGAGAACAACAAGAGCAAUUUAACAAGUAUAUUCUUGAAGAUCGCAGGGGAAACGGAUGAGUUACUUGUGAAAAUUCGAAACUACUUCGAUGCUGGUAAGCUCUUCUUUGACGUCGAAAAAGGCAUAGUAAAGCCAGGCGCAGAUUUUUGUCCGAGAACACAGAUCCUUCAAAUUGAGGAUUAUUUACAAAUGAAAUUGAUGCAGCUGGCUGCAAACAUUAAAACUUUAGAGGCUCAAAUGGAAGAUUUAGCAACGGAUGAGAGCGCCAUGAUGAGGCCAGUAAUCAACAUUCUGAAUAAAAGUGACCAAGCGCUAAUUCCAAUCACGAAAAAGUUUAUGGAGGGAAUGGAACUUACGGAUCCGUAGGACCACGGUACUAAACGUUUUGUCUACGGGGUUGCAGUUACGAGUUCAAAUAUUACGAGUGCAGCCUUUAGUACUAUCAUCAAUUUUCUGUACAAAGUAUGUAUUCUAAAACUAUGAGAUCGGUUUUAGUUGGAUGGAGAAAUAUUCAGCAGAUUCAAAUUAAAGAGAGAGAUUGUUGAAAAUACAGUAACUGCUUCAUAUUAACUACCCACUGAAUUUAUUGGUAAAAAUCGGCAAACGGUUUCACUGGAAAUAUACGUUUCCCUAAUUAUUAAAAUUUUGUUUGAACCACAAUGUUCAUUCUGGCAUUUUGUUGUCGUUUGAAGAAUAUCGAAAUUCUAUGUUCAAUUUUUACAUAGCUCAAAAUUUAAUUUCAUCGAGAUGUAUAUUUUCUGCUCUUCCUUUUUUGUUAGGUUCAUUGAAAUAUAUUUUAUUUCCAUUAUACUUAGGGAGACCGGAUGGUUCCAAUAAUUGCUGUUGUUAAACAAUUUGACGUAUUUCUGCCAAACGGAACUGUGUGCAUUAUGACAUGAGCCCUCAGACCCAUAAGAAUAUGUGCAUAACAAGGUUCACGUCAUAAUGCAUAUAGUUCCGUUCGGCAGAAAUUUGUCCAAUUGUCGUUUUUUCUGACCUAGGAAAUCUCAUUUUUUGCCUCAUUCAGUUUUCUUUCUCUUUUUUUUCGGUGAAGGAAACCUCAGCAACAUAGCGAUCUUCUCUGAUUAUUUCUGAUACAGUGACGAUAUGCUAGUGCAUCCUAAAUGCAUGAUCAUCCAAUCAAACCGAAUGCUAAGAACUAAAUGUGUGAUACAAUUAUUUCAGCUUCUGUGUAGCUCAAAUUGUAUGCCAUUGGAAUAUGAAGGGGCAUUCCAUUAUUUCCUUGUUGCAAUUUUGAUAUUUGAGAGCCUAGUUAAGGGCAUAAAAAUCAUUAGUAUAUUCGGAUGUUCUUCGAACCCGCUUGAAAGGUGAAGACGAUUUUUUUUAUCUUAGUUUACUUUUUUUGUACUUUUUAUUCUACUGUAUUAUAUUUUUUAAAAAAUGUAUUUAGCAGUCGGAAAACGGUAUCUUCCUUUUCAUGUCUUAAUAUAGUACUUUUGCAUUUUUUCAA